This is a messenger RNA of Epinephelus moara (kelp grouper), 922 nucleotides long. RefSeq names its product RAB32b, member RAS oncogene family (gene rab32b). The coding region runs from base 112 to 768 and encodes 218 amino acids. Gene Ontology annotation, cellular component: Golgi apparatus; vesicle; trans-Golgi network. The transcript has 3 exons. NCBI's taxonomy places the organism in Eukaryota, Metazoa, Chordata, Actinopteri, Perciformes, Serranidae. Gene Ontology annotation, molecular function: GTPase activity; GTP binding. Gene Ontology annotation, biological process: vesicle-mediated transport. The record is from RefSeq and is a predicted model, not a curated record.
AAACCUUUGCAGCAUGUUUACUCGACAAGAAUCUGACCUAGUUUUGCAGUUGUUAAGGAAGUACAGUAGAUAAUUUAACCUGCCUGCAUACCUGUGCAGGUCGACUACAACAUGGCCCAGAGUUCAGGGACAGUAUAUACAGACAAGCUGUUUAAAGUUUUAGUCAUUGGGGAUCCAGGCGUUGGGAAAAGCAGCUUUGUACUGCGUUAUGUUAGAAAACGCUUUGAUGAAAAUUACAGGUCAGAUAUUGGAGUUGACUUUGCUCUGAAAAGGAUUGAAUGGGAUGCUAAGACAGUGGUGAGACUGCAGCUUUGGGAUAUUGCAGGCCAGGAGAGGUUUAAGAAGAUGUCCAGAGUGUACUACAAAGGGGCGAUGGGAGCAGUAGUGGUCUUUGACAUUACAAACAGCUCCACCUUGGAGGCCGCCUCAGAGUGGAAACAGGACCUGGAUAGUAAAGUCUGUCUCGACAGCGGAUGCCCGAUCCCUGCUGUCCUGCUGGCCAACAAAUGUGACUUGACAGGAAGGGACAGAGACUUGGUGUCCUCCCUGGACAGCUUCUGUAAAGAUAACAACUUCAUGGGCUGGUUUGAGACCUCGGCAAAGGACAAUAUAAAUAUUGAUGAGGCAGGUGCCUCCCUUGUCAGACAAAUGAUGCUCUGCGACACCGGACUGUCCAAUGAAGAGCACCGCUGGGAUGGGAUCAAAGUGAGCCAGGCUCCCGGGGAGAGUCAGAGCCAGUCAUUGUGCUGCUGGAGACCACGGUUCUGAGGCAAAGAGCCAAACUACUGCAGCGACCGGUUAAACGCUCUCUUUUUGACACUACGAUAUGAAUCCACAGCCACUGCGUACAAGCUAUUUGAGCCUGUGUUACACAUAAUCAGUAAGUUUAUAUUCAGAUUUCUGCCUUUCCAUUUCCUCAGUA